UACACGGAUUUUAUAUUUUAUCAAAGAGAAUAAUAAAUAAAGAGAACUACGUGUAUUUUAUAAACAAUGUAACAUAUUAGGUAUUUUACAUCGUCAACCUAACUCUCGAGUCUAUGUUGUUACUUUAUUUCUUCUAGUGGUGACAAGAGAAGAGAAACAAUACAAAAUGUUUAUCUACAAGUUUAUGGCUGGUGUGGUCGAGCAACUCAAAGGUUCUGAGGGGGAAGAGUUUGAUCCUCACGAACAUCGUAAGGUAGAGAAGCCGACGACAUACUCACAAACGAUGACACACUUGCUCAAAGGUUGUAUCGGUGCGGGAGUUUUAGCUAUGCCGAAUGCCUUUAGCAGAGUUGGUAUUAUUGGUAGUUUCCUUCUCAUGCUACUUAUUGGGAUUUUCGCUACGUAUUGUAUUCAUGUUUUGAUAGCAGCACAGUACGAGCUAUGUAAACGCAAGCGCGUAGGCUACAUGACGUUUGCAGAGUCCAUGGCUCUGGCUCUUCAAGAAGGACCACUAUGCAUGCGUUGGGCUUCGAAAUUCUCCUAUUACUUCGUAGAUGCGGUCCUUAUAUUGUGGCAGUUGGGAAUAUGCGUUAUUUAUUGCGUAUUUGUCGGAGAGAAUAUGCAUCAGGUUUGCGACUUCCAUGGGCUGAGACUGGCGUUGCGAUGGCACAUCGUGUAUCUGAUUGCUCCACUCAUAGUCAUCUGUUUGAUCAAAGACCUCAGGCUCCUCUCUCCAGUCUCCUCCGUAUCAAACGCACUCACUCUCCUAGGAUUAAUUAUCCUGUUUUUCUACCUGAUAGAAGACGACGUGGAAUUUGACUACCAGAGAUUGGAAAUGAAAAGCAUCCUGGAGAUACCAAUAUUUAUUGGCACAGCGCUCUUUGCCUUAGAAGCGGUCGGAGUGAUAUUAGCUCUGGAGUACAAUAUGGAAAACCCCAAGAGAUUUGUCACGUUCUUCGGGCUGUUCAACAUUGGCAUGACGAUAAUAGUGGCGGUAUACAUUAUGGUCGGCGUCUUCGGGUUUUUGAAGUAUGGCGACGAUAUCAAAGCAUCCAUCACUCUGAACCUACCACAGGAAGAGAAGAAAGCGCAAGCCGCCAAAAUCCUUUUGGCUGUGGCGAUAUUUUUGUCAUUUCCCCUUCAAAAUUUUGUUGCAUAUUCAAUGAUAUGGCUAAAAUUAAAAGAAGGUAUUACAAAUAAGUCGAAAAAAUACCUUGUGGACUACUCGCUACGAAUCGUACUUGUUAUCAUACCAUGGGUUCUAGCCGUCGCGGUGCCAACACUGGGUCCGUUUAUAUCCUUCUUUGGGGCAUUUUGUCUGUCAUUGCUGGCUAUUAUAUUCCCUGGCCUCAUGGAUAUUUGUAUUUGGUACCCUAAUAACUACGGAGUGCUGCACUAUAGGCUGCUUAGAGAUCUAUUCAUGAUAAUAAUUGGUCUGUCCAGUCUCGUUUCUGGAUGCUAUACAAGUCUUCUAGAAGUAUACGAGUCCAUGACGUGAAUACUUGGUCUUAUUUCUUUUAAGAUCUAAAUUAUCUAAACGUAAAACCUUAGAAACUUAAAUUUCCCUUACUUAUAGCAUUCAGAAGUGUUAAAUUGAAAUAUCGUUAAUGUGUGUAAG
This is a messenger RNA of Aricia agestis (brown argus), 1618 nucleotides long. Its product is annotated as proton-coupled amino acid transporter-like protein CG1139. The transcript is spliced from 8 exons. Bases 167 to 1498 code for a protein of 443 amino acids. Gene Ontology annotation, biological process: amino acid transmembrane transport. NCBI's taxonomy places the organism in Eukaryota, Metazoa, Arthropoda, Insecta, Lepidoptera, Lycaenidae. Gene Ontology annotation, molecular function: amino acid transmembrane transporter activity. Gene Ontology annotation, cellular component: vacuolar membrane. The record is from RefSeq and is a predicted model, not a curated record.